GAUACCGAGAGCGAGAGCAAGUGCCAGUUAUCACUCCACCAUGAAAUCACCACCCAAGUAUGUUGAUUCUCAUGAUAAAAGCAUAGCUCUCUGCAUUUUCCCAGUCCUUCCAGACUGACGACGUGGAACUAUUACCAAGGAUGAUAUGACUUGUUAUCGUUUUACAGCAUCAAUUCUGAAUGUCGAACCUUGUCACAAGCUCUUGUUCUCGCUUGCUUCUUUUCCCCUUUUCAUCCUCGGCCCCACUUUCGCUCUCCCCACUUAGACUAGCGCAUCCCCGUAUUUUCAGGGCCCGAUAUUUUCAGCCUCGGCGAACCCUCAACAGCUUCCACUCCCACCGACAGAGCUCCCAACCACAACUUCCCAUUGGCAAUUCCAACUACCGGUGGGCUAGUUUGUCGAACAGAGUAAAUAUGGCUCCCAUCGCCCUCCAACUCUAAUCUACAGCUUUUGAUCUUUUCCGUGAUUCACACUGACGAGGCUGUCUGUGCUUCAGCUUGGACUCUUUGC
Mollisia scopiformis is the source of this 510-nucleotide messenger RNA. RefSeq lists its product as uncharacterized. Bases 180 to 440 code for a protein of 86 amino acids. The transcript has a single exon. NCBI's taxonomy places the organism in Eukaryota, Fungi, Ascomycota, Leotiomycetes, Helotiales, Mollisiaceae. The record is from RefSeq and is a predicted model, not a curated record.